AUGAUUGAACAUCAAGCAAUCAAUCAUUCACAUCAACCAAAACUUAAAUUAGGUAGUGAAUCAAUCAGUCAGUCAAUCAACCAAAUUAUUACAUUCAUUGCAGGUUCAUCGAACACCAAAUCGAUGGUGUCAAAAAAUAAUUACAAUGUUCACGUCAAAGAUGAAUCAAUGAGAGUCGAAGCUAGAUGUUGCCGAUUACGUCUACGUCAAGGAGAAGGACAAGACUGUCACACUCUGCAAGGUGCGUCCUGUGGUGAUCGGUGCGAAAGGUCUGAUCAUCCCGGGCGAAAAGACACAGCGAAUGAUCACUUUCAAAUCUACUCUAUCAUCUUGUGGUGUACUGAGGUCUACUAUGUGUAUGCCGGUGCCAUUCUCUUCAUCGCUACUGUUUCCGCUGGUAUCACAUUGCACGAAACCCGUAAGAAUCUGAAGCAACUCAAUGAGAUUGCACGUUACACUUGCAACGUGAAUGUGUUGCGUGGCGGUUCGACAGAGUUGGUCAACUCGAGCAGGUUGGUGCCGGGCGACAUUGUCGAGUUGCAAAACUCGCUGAUCUUGCCGUGUGAUUUCACACUGCUCAACGGUACCAUUGUAUUGAAUGAGAGUAUGUUAACGGGAGAGUCGAUUCCAGUGACAAAGUAUCCACUGACAGAGUGUGCCGGUGACAAUCUCUCUGUGAAUGGCGAGAUCAACAAGCGUUGCGCCAUCUCUGGUGGAACCAAAGUCGUCAAGACACAGUGUCUUCCGGGUGAGCGUAUCUUGGCUAUGGUAACUCGUACCGGUUGGACAACCACCAAGGGUGAGCUCGUUCUCAGUAUGUUGUAUCCAAAGGAAACCAACUUCAAGUUCUUCCAACAAUCGAUCAAAUUCUUGCUGGUUCUCUGCAGUAUUGCGUUGGUCGGAUUCAGUAUUUCCGUGUGGCGUAUGAUCAAGAAUGGAACCGAAGUGAACGAAGUCAUUGUACGUUCACUCGAUUUGAUUACCAUUGUAGUGCCUCCAGCACUGCCAAUGGCUCAGUCGGUCGGACAAGGUUUCUCGAUUCUUCGUCUCAAGGCGCAGUCGAUCUUUUGUAUCUCACCACCACGUGUCAGCAUGGGUGGAAAGAUCGAAGUGUUCUGUUUCGACAAGACCGGAACUCUUACUGAAGACGGUCUCGAUUUGAUGGGUGUUCUGCCAAGUUACUCGCAGAACUUUGGUGAAAUGGUAAAGGAUAUCGGUCGUAUGACUGGUCCGCUCUUCCUCACACUGGCAACCUGUCACACGCUCGCCUACAUCGAGGACAAGGUAUCGGGUGACCCACUGGAAGAGAAGAUUUUCGAGUCGACCAAAGCACAUCUCGACGACAACCAUCCUCACUACAAAGCAGCCAUUCGUCUGGAUGUGAAGCGUGAGACAUUCUCAGAGACAAAACACUUCCCCAUUCCAACAAACGAGAUCGAACAGUGUUUGGAGAUUGGAUUGGUCGAAAAGUUUGAGUUCCAAUCGGCUCUUCAACGUAUGAGUGUUAUUAUCAGAGGUCACGGUCUACAAGGUAAGGAUUUGGCAAUUGUCAAGGGUUCGCCAGAGAAAAUCAAGGCACUCUCUGUCGCGUCGUCGCUUCCAUCCGACUAUGAUUCAGUGCUCGACCAAUACACCAAGAAAGGUUACAGAGUUUUGGCUGCCGGUUACAAAGACUACCAGAUGCCAAACGAUCGUACCAAAGACGAGAUCAGAGACGAAGUUGAAUGCGAUCUUCACUUCCUUGGAUUCAUCAUCAUGGAGAACAAGAUCAAGCCACAGACUCCACCAGCUCUCCAAGUAUUGAAAAAGGCAAACAUCCGUUUGAUUAUGGUUACCGGUGACAACGUGCUCACCGGUGUGUCGGUAGCAAGCGAAUGCGGUUUGAUUCUCGACGAUCGUAUCAUCUUUAUGUCAGAGGUAAGCAACGGUGUUAUCAGCUGGCGUGACUGCAGCUCCAAUCCAAGCGCAAUGCCCUACAAGCUCGACCCGGUCUCACUCACAAUCGAAGGCAGCGACAACGAAGAUUUCGUACUGGCCGUCACUGGUGACGCCUGGAAGAUUCUCUACGACGACAAGGUAAAGAUCGGUCCCAACAUCACAUUCACUCGUCUCCUCCAGAAAGGACACGUCUUUGCUCGUAUGACUCCAGACCAAAAGCAAAACUUGGUCGAAGAUCUCAUCGCAGCCAAUCUCUACGUAGGUAUGUGUGGAGACGGUGCCAACGAUUGCGGUGCUUUGAAGGCUGCUCAUGUUGGAAUUUCACUGUCGUUGGCAGAGGCAUCGAUUGCCGCUCCAUUCACCUCGACCGUCACCGACGUCUCCUGUACCCACAAGUUGAUUCGUGAAGGUCGUGCCUCACUUGCCGUAUCAUUCAAACUCUUCCAAUUCAUCGGAAUGUACUCGCUUAUUCAAUUUACCACUGUCAUUCUAUUGUAUCUCAAAUCGGAUGUUCUCGGAAACUAUCAAUAUCUCUACCAAGAUUUGUGGAUGAUUUUCCCACUUGUAAUUUUCAUGGGUCGUACUGAACCAUGUAGUAAGUUAUCUGUAAAGAGACCAUCGAGUAGAUUGAUUUCACCGGCAGUCAUUGGAUCGCUAUUUGUACAUGUUGCGCUGACAGCAGGAUUCCAAUCAAUCAUCUUCGUUUUCGUUCAAAAGGAGAAAUGGUAUACACCCAGCUCUGAUGAUGGUAUUAUCAGCUACGUUGUAACCAGUUUAUUCCUCUAUGGUAACUUCCAAUAUUUAAUUAUGUGCUUUAUCUAUUCAUUCGGAAAGCCAUUCCUAAAGUUAAUGUACACAAAUAAAUUACUCUUUGGUUGGUUCCUCUUGAAUGUUGUCACUACAACAUUGUUGUUGGUCAUUCCAAACAAACCAUUAUACAAAUUCUUCCAGUUGGAGCAUGAUCUACCAGCAGGUUGGAUGAAUUGGGUGUACAAGUUGUUGAUUCUAUUGGCCAUCAACAUUGUUCUAUCUAUUGGUUUGGAGUAUCUCAUUAUUUUCAUUAAGCAACAAACCAGUGCAAAGAAUAAAAAGAACAAACAAGCCAGAGCACGUGAGCAUCUAAUCAAGAGUAUUCAAUUCGCCGAAGAUAAUAUAUAA
This is a messenger RNA of Heterostelium album PN500, 3096 nucleotides long. Its product is annotated as P-type ATPase. Lineage: Eukaryota; Evosea; Eumycetozoa; Acytosteliales; Acytosteliaceae. The transcript has 7 exons. Gene Ontology annotation, molecular function: ATP hydrolysis activity; ATP binding; P-type transmembrane transporter activity. The coding region runs from base 1 to 3096 and encodes 1031 amino acids. Gene Ontology annotation, cellular component: membrane. The record is from RefSeq and is a predicted model, not a curated record.